Messenger RNA from Hemibagrus wyckioides, 2385 nucleotides. RefSeq names its product polo-like kinase 1 (Drosophila) (gene plk1). Bases 272 to 2050 code for a protein of 592 amino acids. Gene Ontology annotation, molecular function: protein serine/threonine kinase activity; protein binding; ATP binding. The transcript is spliced from 11 exons. NCBI's taxonomy places the organism in Eukaryota, Metazoa, Chordata, Actinopteri, Siluriformes, Bagridae. Gene Ontology annotation, biological process: protein phosphorylation; mitotic cell cycle; regulation of cytokinesis. The record is from RefSeq and is a predicted model, not a curated record. Gene Ontology annotation, cellular component: centrosome; spindle pole; cytoplasm.
UAGCUCCAGUGUCAGAGUGAAGCGUCAGGAGGAAGCACACUACUCUGUUUUAUUGUUUUGCACCUUUAUUAUUAUUUUUUAUUUAAAUAUAAGCAGAGGUGGAGUUAUGUUAGUGUGGGUCUUCGUGGUUUAGGGUUGUAGGUGUGUAUAUAUGUAUAUUUGUUUAGAUAAUAGCGUUUCAGUUGAAGUUUUUAUUCGAAAUCCAGUCCCUCUGACGCUGCUGUAGAUCUCUGAGCGCUUUAUUUCUACAUUUAUAUCGAGAAAAGGAAACAUGAGCGCUGGCAUGGCGAAGGCGGUGAAGCCUUCCUCACACGUCGACCCCAAGUCUGCUCCUCUGAAGGAGAUCCCAGACAUCCUGGUGGAUCCGCGGACCAUGAAGCGCUACAUGAGGGGACGCUUCCUGGGCAAGGGCGGCUUCGCCAAGUGCUACGAGAUCACCGACAUGGACACGAAGGAGGUGUUCGCCGGGAAAGUGGUGCCCAAGUCGCUGCUGAUGAAGCCGCACCAGAAGGAGAAGAUGAGCACGGAGAUCGCCAUCCACAAGAGCCUGGACAACCCGCACGUCGUGGGCUUCCACGGCUUCUUCGAGGACGACGACUUCGUGUUCGUGGUGCUGGAGAUCUGCAGGAGAAGGUCUCUUCUGGAGCUUCACAAGCGCAGGAAGGCCGUGACGGAGCCCGAGGCCAGAUACUUCAUGCGGCAGACCAUCCAGGGUGUCCACUACCUCCACAGCAACAGAGUCAUCCACCGUGACCUCAAACUGGGCAACCUGUUCCUGAACGAUGACAUGGAGGUCAAGAUUGGUGACUUCGGUUUGGCCACCAAGAUCGAGUUUGAUGGCGAGAGGAAGAAGACGCUGUGCGGAACGCCCAACUACAUCGCCCCCGAGGUGCUGUGCAAGAAGGGUCACAGUUUCGAGGUGGACGUCUGGUCACUGGGCUGCAUUCUGUACACGCUGCUGGUGGGGAAGCCGCCGUUCGAGACGUCGUGUCUGAAGGAGACGUACGUUCGCAUCAAAAAGAACGAGUACACCAUCCCCAGGCACAUUAACCCCGUGGCUACGGCACUAAUCAGGCGGAUGCUGCACGCUGACCCCACGCUCCGCCCCUCCGUCGCCGACCUGCUCUCAGAUGAGUUCUUCACAUCGGGUUAUGUUCCACUGAGACUCCCAACGUCCUGUCUCACUGUCCCUCCCAGGUUCUCCAUCGCCCCCUCCAGCCUGGAGGCCGGCCUGCACCGCAAACCCCUCUCUGCUUUUAAUAAAGAAACUGACAGUCCCAUUGAGAAAAUGGGGAAGGUGGAACAGCCGCUGAAAGAUGAGCCCCUGCAAAGAGACGGAUCCGAACAGCCAGACUGCCACCUGGCCGACAUGCUGCAGCAGCUGACCAGCCUGAACGCAGCCAGACCGUCUGCGCGAGAGUUCGUACGGCAAGAGGAAGCGGAGGACCCAGCCUGCAUCCCCAUCUUCUGGAUCAGCAAAUGGGUUGAUUACUCUGAUAAAUAUGGCCUAGGGUAUCAGCUGUGUGAUAACAGUGUGGGAGUUUUGUUCAACGACUCCACCCGUUUGAUCAUGUACGAUGACGGAGACAGCCUGCAGUACAUCGACCGCGUUGGGGCGGAGUCUUACCUCAACGUGCGCUCCUACCCCGCUGCUCUCACCAAGAAGAUCACUCUGCUGAAGUAUUUCAGGAACUACAUGAGCGAGCACUUGUUGAAGGCGGGUGCUAACAUCACGCCGCGUGACGGAGACGAGCUCACACGCCUGCCCUACCUGCGCCACUGGUUCCGCACGAAGAGCGCCAUCGUGCUCCACCUGAGCAACGGCACCAUGCAGAUCAACUUCUUCCAGGACCACACCAAGCUAAUCCUGUGUCCCCUGAUGGGUGCCGUGACGUACAUCAACGAGCGCCGUGACUUCUGUACCUAUAAGAUGAGUCUGAUCGAGGAGUACGGCUGCUGUAAGGAACUGGCCUCGCGCCUGCGCUACGCCCACACCAUGGUGGAGAAACUCCUGGCCUCUAAAAGCACCACCACGUCGUCCGGCCGCUAGUCCACCAUCGCACCGUGUGGUCAGACACUCGGUCAGGAACUCUCAUGUGACUGAACCCUCCAAACUGUACACUUUCCUCUGUCUCUCUCCUUUUUUUUUUAAACUCCUGAGGAGAGAAAGCUCAAUGUGAACAUCAUCUUCCUCGUCUGCUGUAUCAUGUAAAUUCUUCUCUCUUCGCUCUGUUUAAAUGUGGUGUUUUUUUCUUUCUGUAUUUUCUAAAAAGCUGUUUCCCUUUCGUCUGUCUGUUUUUAUAAAAGCUUUUAUGGCUUUAUGCUUUAAAUGGAAUUGUAUGAAACUUGAGUAUUCAAUUUAAUAAAAGCUCAUUUUUGGUGAAA